GGUGUGGCGGGGGCAAAACGGAUGCACUCAGUCCAGACUGGGACAACCUGCGGAGAGCACACGAGGAGGACGAGGCGAGGAAGAAGAAGAAGAAGAAGAAAAGAUGAUGAUGAUGACUGUGGACGGCAAGCAACACUUGGGCCUGCACGAGGGCGUGCGCAGAGCGUGUGUGCAAGGGCCUCAGCUCCAGGCCAAUAUAUUGGGGGGCGGCGUGGAGGAGAGCCUGCUGGCUCGGGCAGAGGCUCUGCAGGCGGCGGCUGACAGCAUCCUCGUCUCCCAGGCAAGGAGAGACGCCAGCUUCCAUACCAUGAGCGGCGUGGCCUCCUGCACCACCGCGUCCUCCUCUUCCUCCGCCGUCAUCGCCUCGCACCAUCACCAGAACUUCCAGAGCCACCAGCUGGGGCAGAGCCUGGAGGCCGGGGACCUUCUGGAGCAGCUUUCCGGCAGCCUGGGGGUGACCGUGAUGGGCGCGCCGCCUGAGCCGGGCGUGACGCUCCACCACCAGCACCCUAGCCACCACCACCACCACCACCAUCACCUCCAGACCAUGGGGCAGCUGCACCAGGCGAUGGUCGCCAUGGGCCACCCUCACCCGGCCGUGCCCGCGCACGGCGAGGUGGAGUCGGACCCGCGUGAGUUGGAAGCCUUCGCCGAGCGUUUCAAGCAAAGGCGCAUCAAACUCGGCGUGACUCAGGCGGACGUGGGCUCGGCUCUGGCCGACCUCAAGAUCCCCGGUGUGGGUUCCCUGAGCCAAAGCACCAUCUGUAGGUUCGAGUCGCUCACGUUGUCGCACAACAACAUGAUCGCGCUCAAGCCGGUCCUGCACGCCUGGCUGGAGGAGGCAGAGGCAGCGCACCGGGACAGGAGCGCCGCGCCGGAGCCGCUCGGAGGAGGGGGCGGCGGGGGGGCGGACGACGCCAGGCGGCGCAGGCGCACGUCCAUCGCCGCCCCGGAGAAGAGGUCCUUGGAGGCUUACUUUGCCAUCCAGCCCAGGCCGUCGUCGGAGAAGAUCGCCGCCAUCGCCGAGAAGCUGGACCUGAAAAAGAACGUGGUGCGGGUGUGGUUCUGCAACCAGAGGCAGAAGCAGAAGCGCAUGAAGUACUCGGCCAUGUACUGACUUUGAACGCAUCAUCAAUAAAACACCUUUGCUGCUGCUGCUGCUUCUGAUGAUGGUGACAUUGCAUUUUCAUCAACUCCUAAAAUUGAUGAUCCCGUGGGAUUAAAUUAAAACGGCAGCUCUUCACUUCUGAUACUUGGGAUUAUCUGUUCCAUUUUUCUUCAUUUUAUUGCACUUUUUUGGGGGUUCUCAAACUUUUUGGGUCCAGGGGAAAUUUUCCAAAGACCAACCUCAUAAUCUUAAUGCCAAUUGUACUUAACAUGUAUGUAGACCCCUAAAGGCCAUUGGAAUUAUUUAUUUUUGAAACGUUUCAACAUACGUAGUAAUAUUUUCCCAAUUUAGCUCAAUUGGGUGUCACAUUCGGUUAUGGUUUCCCUACUAUGAAAAUCAUAUAAAUGGUCAUAUUAUAACAUAAAUUGAACAAUUUGGUUGUCAUUAUUUUCCAUGACUUCUGAUUUCAAAUCAAAUCUAUUGUUAAAUACAUAAGGACAUUUAUGGGCAAUUGAUAAUAACAGUCAAAUAGUGGAAACCAAAUAUUUUAAUAUAAUAUUUGUACUAUAUGUUGAGAGUGGAUUUGGUGAGGGAAAUGGUAGGUAAAAAGUGAAGAAUUUUUGCAAUUUUGGUAAACCAUCUUCUGCCAAAAUGAUGAGAACAAAUCCAUUUUGCAAGAAACAUGACAGUUGUUUAGGAGGGCCAAAAAAAGUGAAGUGAUGGCCCACAUGUAACCCUUGGGCCUUGAGUUUGAUACCAUGAAGAUGUUGGCGUAUUUAAAGCUUAUAUAAAUCAUUACCAGAGCUUGUUAUUGGCUUAUUAUGUAUAUUUUAUUGGCUCGCCGGUUCUGCACUUAAAAAAAAAAAAAAAAAAAAGAUACGACUGAAUAAUUUAUCGCAAAUUAUUUCCCAGACCCCCAAACUACGACUCACGGACCCCAGUUUGAGAUCCCCUGUUUUAAAAGUAUUAAAAUGAGACUUAUUGAACACUCGAUUGUGCUGUAUAAUACUAUAAAUACACCAGACACUUUAUUUCACAUUCAGGGAUAUUAUGUCACUUUAGAAAUGAUAUCAAACAAACUGUUUUAGUGUUGAGAAUACUGAGUGCGUGUUGGUUGACAUCACUUCACUUUAUCGCAUCUAUGUACAAAUGUUACUGAAUGUAACAAAUGAAUGAUUGCUGUGUGGAUUAUUUGUGUUGAAUUAUUUAUAACACUUUCUAUAUUUUAUUACCUUUUUUUUUUUUUUUUUGGAGCAAUGUAACAAGAGUUUAUGCAUUUCUAAAAGCCAGCAGUUCUCCAGAGCACUCGCCGGUCAGUUUAUUAGGUACACCUGCCCAAUGCAAAAACAAUGCUUCAUUUUACUUGGAAUACUUCCAUUUAUUGUUGGUGGAUUAUGCAUGUGUGCCUAAUAUUGUGGCUGGCGAGUGUACAUGUGCACACACACAAGACAGCACGUCAUUGAAAGAAUUGCUGCACCUUUAAAUUUCAGUUUUUAAAAGGAAUAAAUGAUUGGUUAUUUUCUAAAAGUUGUUAUUUGUGUGACUCAUUUGAAACUUGGUAUUGGUGAUGAUAAAUAAAAAAAAAAAUUACUUUUGUAAAUGUUUAUGGAGCCCAGGCAUAUUCAUAUUUCACUUAUUCCUCCCACAUCCUCGUUAUAUGGUAUCGUUUUCGGUGAUUUUUAUAAUACUUAGGACGACCUCUUUAAUUGAUACACUUUCAAAUAUGGAUGCAGCGUCAUGACGAUGCGAUAUUAAUUAUACGUUGGAAUCAAAAUGGAGUAGAGGGGAGGGAGACGUGCAGCAUCAUAUGGUGAAGGUAUCAUUUGAUUCAUGUUUAUUAUAAAUUUUGUGUCAUUUACAGUAUAUAUUUGUUAAUGUUCUUUUUUCUUAAAUAAGCACAGAUACAUAUCAAAUAUUGCGUUCAUCGUUUUAAUGAUAAUUUUAACUGUUUUUAAAUGUUAAAACAAGAAUAGCUAAUUAUUUUUAAUCAACGGCGACAUAACCCGAAUUCGUACGUAGGCCGGAACACUAACCCACGAUAACAAAGCAGUAAUAAUCACAGCAAACAUUAGUAUGAAAAACAAUUAAAUGCCAUCAAUGUAUUGUAAAUAAAAGUUCAAAAAAAAUGCAAGCAUACCGUGCGUAACCAUAAAAUGUCGUAUGUCGGGACUGUCGUAAAUGGAGGUUUCCUUGUAGUGAUUCCUGUGCGUAUUAACAUCCUCUUUAUGAAUAUUUUAAUAUGCCAUCUAUUAUUGUAUUGUG
Molecule: messenger RNA, 3370 nt
Organism: Phycodurus eques (leafy seadragon)
Lineage: Eukaryota; Metazoa; Chordata; Actinopteri; Syngnathiformes; Syngnathidae
Product: POU domain, class 4, transcription factor 3-like
Exons: 2
Coding region: 104-1117 (337 amino acids)
Biological process (GO): regulation of transcription by RNA polymerase II
Molecular function (GO): RNA polymerase II cis-regulatory region sequence-specific DNA binding; DNA-binding transcription factor activity, RNA polymerase II-specific
Source: RefSeq, a predicted model, not a curated record